AUGCAGAACGAGUGGUUAGACAUAGGAGAUUUUUGCAUCCCAUUAGCAUUAAAAUGGCGCACUUUAAUUUAUGAUUGGUCGCCAGCAUUGCUAAAAUUCUAUCUCAAUGCGUUCCAGAUGACUCUCCCAGAUCAGAGUAAUUUAGUAAGAUGGGGUAAAAGUACCGAAAAAACUUGCUAUAUCUGUGGAAAGGCAAUUGGAACUGCUAAGCAUCUGCUGGUGGGAUGUAAGGUACUCCUUGACAGCGGUCAAUACUCGCGUCGUCACGAUAGGGUUCUAGAAGUCAUACGUGAAGCGGUUAGUCUUUCGGUAGCCAGAGCGCAAAAGGGAAUAACCACAAACGAACGAUCAGUAGGUUUUGUGAGAGAAGGCACUAGGGCUACAAAAUCAAACGUCAAGCCUUACUCCAUCCUUAAAGCGGCGUCGGAUUGGACUAUAAUGAUGGACACGUAUGAAAAACAAUAUAAAAUCCCCGAGGAUAUUUGUGCGUCGGCCUCCAGACCGGAUAUAUUUUUGUUUUCGCGAAUUUUAAAGCGCGUAGUGAUGAUAGAGCUUACGGUCCCUUGGGAAACCAACAUCCCCAAAGACCAUACCAUCAAGGUCAACAAAUAUUACGAGCUCACAAACGAACUCACUCGAAAUAGGUUCGUAGUAGAUUUGUACGCGGUAGAGGUGGGAGCGAGAGGUAUAACAGCGAAAUCUCUCUAUAACCUACUAAAGGACUUGGGCUUGUCCAGAACUGACAUUAAUGCAUUCUUGGAACGUACAUCGAAGGCAGCCCUAGUAGGUUCUUUUCAAAUUUGGUUAGGUAGGGAGAGGAGCUUGGACAGUGGAGGUGAGCGUAUAACGCGCGUUAGUUAA
Molecule: messenger RNA, 861 nt
Organism: Danaus chrysippus (African queen)
Lineage: Eukaryota; Metazoa; Arthropoda; Insecta; Lepidoptera; Nymphalidae
Source: the annotation of a GenBank genome assembly